UUUCCGUGGAUGAGGCGAGACUGUUAUAAAAGACAGUCGGUGAAGCCAUCGGUUUCUGAACACCAUCAGCCUCACAUUCACAUCUGCCUGCGACCCCGGAACCUUUAUAACCUCAUAUCACUUUAUAUUACAAACCCACCAUGCUCAAGCUCACAUCCUUCGCAGUGGUCGCCGCCGCCUUCAUCAGCAGCGCAGCCGCCCUUCCGAGAGGCCGCGAUUGGGAGCCCACAUCCACGCGAAACGACAACCAAAACCAGAACCAAUGGCCCAAGCUCGUUCCUGCCGCGCCCGACGCCAUCCUGGACUUGAGCACGACGGAAGGAACGCAGAACUACAUCUGCGAUGCCUACGCGAAGAAGUGGUCGCUGUACGCGGCUGAGGCCGUGUUGGUCGACUCAUAUGGGCAGAAGGUUGGAAAGCAUUACUUCGUUGAUGCAUCUCCAUACUGGCACCUGUACUCCGACGACUCUUACAUCGGCACCAAGUCAGUCCUGAAGAUCCCCCCACCCAGCAGCAUCACCGGCGACUGGUGGUCCUCGACCUCCGCUCCCUCCUCCCACAGCGGUUCCAAAUGGUCGCAACCCUCCGCCCCAGCAGCGCCCUCCACCGCCACCAGCCCCGACAUCCCCUGGCUGGUGACCAUCCGCACGUCGGGGUCCGAGUCAGGCACGAUGAGCCAGGUGGGGUAUGUCGUCAGGACGUAUACACAGGGCGGUGUUGCGCCUGCGAUCGACGAGUGUGUGCAGGAGACACAUGGGAAGGUGCAGAAGGUGCCUUAUGAGGCGAGGUACCUCUUUGCCAAGUGAACGGGCUCUGUUGCGAUUUAAUGGACAUAUCUUGGUUUUAUUGGAACCUCUGUAAUGGUUUUUGGUUUUAAGAUUGUUCCGGAGUCUUGUCAUGUAGAAAGUUGUGUUU
Molecule: messenger RNA, 915 nt
Organism: Fimicolochytrium jonesii
Lineage: Eukaryota; Fungi; Chytridiomycota; Chytridiomycetes; Spizellomycetales; Powellomycetaceae
Exons: 2
Coding region: 141-806 (221 amino acids)
Source: RefSeq, a predicted model, not a curated record